Messenger RNA from Stylophora pistillata, 817 nucleotides. RefSeq lists its product as uncharacterized. Gene Ontology annotation, molecular function: calcium ion binding. Lineage: Eukaryota; Metazoa; Cnidaria; Anthozoa; Scleractinia; Pocilloporidae. The record is from RefSeq and is a predicted model, not a curated record.
UUUCAUCAAUUCUACAAUUUUGUCAAACAUCGGAAGCUUUAUGGGCAACCUUUCGAAUUUCCUGGCACCUGCUGUGGGAAACCUUUCAAGAUGGCUGCUGUGCCACCGCGCCUUAGCACACGGCUGGGAUGUAAGUACCUUCCACUCCAGUUGCGGCCAUAAAAGUCACACCGUGACCCUCAUCAAAAAUGACCAGUACGUGUUUGGAGGAUACACUGAUAUUCCUUGGGAACCUUUUGAGGCUUAUGGCACCACUCCCGAUGCGUUCAUAUUUUCUCUACGGAACAAAGAAGAACUCCAUCCAUUUAAGAGCAUGGUGUUAAAGUCAGAAUAUGCUAUUUUCAAGAGAUCAACAUAUGGUCCAACAUUUGGAAAUGGCUGGGACAUUCACAUUUCGAAUAAUUCUAACAGCAACAAUGAAUCAUACACCAAGUUUGCCGUUGAUGGCUACUACGAGAGACCAGAAAAAGUACAAGAUCUAACCACAAUCUUGGCUGGGACAUUUUACUUCUCACCUACCGACUGGGAGGUGUUCUAUCUUGGUUGAAAUACAUCUUCAUCAACAUAGCUGCCAUCAAAAACGCUUUGCUGAACUGUGAUUUCAUUGGUUUUUUAACAGCUACCCCCACAAAGACCCUGAACACCCUCUGGGUUAAUUACAUAAAACUAGAGAAACUAUCUGUUAGUUUCAGCACCACUUAUUUAUUAUCGUAGAUCAUUUACGCAGAUGGCUUUCACUUAUCCACACUGAAGGGUAGUCCUUGUCAACGAAAUUCAACAAGUGGAGGGAUAGAUUACGAUGUACUUUGAAAAUGUG